AUGAUUUUAGACGGACACAGCGAGCCAAUUUUAGAUCUAGCGAUUUGCCCGUAUGAUAGUAGCAUAAUAGCUACGGCUUCUGAGGAUAGCACAGUGAGGCUAUGGAAAGGUGAUAGAGACAGCUACAAAAGCUACAAAGCAAUAGUCAACUUUGAAGACGCUGUUGUUGCUGUUUUAUGGCAUCCAAAGGUUGAAAACCAGCUAUUCCUCUGCUGUGGGGGUACUAUAUUCCUAUUCGAUCUUAAUAUCUCUUCUCCGCUUAUAAAAGCAUCUGAAGCAAGCAAGACAUGGAAUGUUACAGAAGUCGAAAUAAACAGCAUCUCUAUUGACAGAAAAGCACAACAGGUGGCCUUUUGCGACGACUCUGGUGCUGUUGGCGUUUUAGACACCUCCACAGGCAAAACCAGACUAUUCAGAUACAAGCAUGCGAACAUAGCCAGUAAGGUUGCUUACAAGAAUGGAAAAGAUGGUGACCUUCUCUCAGGAUCCUACGACAGCAGCGCUCUCAUAUGGAAUACAUCGAAGGGGACGAUAGGAGACACGCUCGAUUUGAGCACACGCCAGGGCCAGUCUAUGGCGCCUGCUUUUGUUCUUUCGCUCGCAUCAUCAGAAGAUGGGAAGAAACUCGCUGUUGGUUCUGGAAAUGGCUCUGUGUGGCUCUCCUCAUCGCGUCUAUCUAAUGCAAGGGAAGUUACUGCUCACAAUGGUCCCGUAGUCGGUCUUGCCUUCGUAAAUGGUCGUCUUAUCAGCUGCUCAUUGUACCAAUUAUGUAUCUGGAAGGAGAACCUCGAGGGUGUAGAUUCUACUACGACUAUAGAUGGACUAGAAAAGGCGAACUGCAUCGCUACGACGUCCACUCAUGUCUACAUCGGCGGGUUUGAGAAAAACGGCAAAGGCAGAGCUGUUGUUCUCCCAUUGAGUUUAUAGAAUAUUAUAUCAUUUGUAUUUUUACUCGUUCCUGCAUUAUCUAUAUUCUU
Messenger RNA from Wallemia mellicola CBS 633.66, 977 nucleotides. Its product is annotated as WD40 repeat-like protein. Gene Ontology annotation, molecular function: protein binding. Lineage: Eukaryota; Fungi; Basidiomycota; Wallemiomycetes; Wallemiales; Wallemiaceae. The transcript is spliced from 5 exons. The record is from RefSeq and is a predicted model, not a curated record. The coding region runs from base 1 to 927 and encodes 308 amino acids.